GCACACUAUUGUCUGUUCUUACAAUUGAGAUAUUGCUUCCUUAUAUUCCAUCUGCAGAUCUUCGUUUCAGGAGAGGGUUGCUGCCGACAGUGGUCUGUCCAGCCCCUGGUCACGGGCGGAUAUGGAUGCGUCCGGUCGGUGGAGGCCGCUUACAGCGCCAGAAAAUGUCUCCUUAGAGGCCAUCACCUAGCAAUGGUGUCAACCAGGAAAUUUGUCUGCAUUAAAGACGAAAAAUACGCAAUAAGACCAAUGCUGCCAACGACCGCUUUCCGAACUACAGUGACGUCACUCGACAACUCGAGCAAUAACAUCAACCAAGUUUCCAAAUCGAACCCAAACAGUGAUGAAACCACCUCAACUUUAUCUUCUGCCUACUUUACUGUAGAAUCCACUGAUGGUGGGCUAAACUUUACGGACAAAAUAACAUUUCCUGUCCCAUCCUCGGAAACAGAAGUCGGCAAAAUGACAACGCAGAAAAUAGUGGCGGAUUUUCAAAAUGUCGAUAGAACAUUAACUGGCUCCAAGUCGGAGUCGGUGAAGGACACAAAACUAUCUCCUGACCUUGUCGAGAUCACCGAAAAAGAAAAACUGACGAAAUCAUUAGUGUGCUGUAAUCCUUCACUAGUGUGAAUAAAUCAAUCAAACAUUUGAAAAUAUAUUUCUGAACUGGUUUAUUGUAUUCAAUAUUCGUCAUCUAUUUAAAGGGGCGUGGUCACGAUUUUGGCCAAAUUUUAUUUAUCAAUUUUUAUGGUUUACAAUGCUUUAGUACUAGUAAUGCAUUUCAAAUGAUAAACCAAAAUUAGAGUGUUGGUCGUAAGAUUAUGAGCAAGAUGCAAUCUCUCGAUUCUUUGCUAAACACAAGGUUCCUACCUUUUUAUUAUUAUUUUUUUUUUUACAUUGGUACAUAUAUAUACCGGUUAAAGUUCUUUUUCAUGGUGAUUUUUAUUUCUGCUGAUUCGUUUUGAUACAUAUUGAAAUUUCCUAUGUGACCGCAUAGAAUCGUACGGUGCUAGGAAAUUCGUUUGGAACUGCAUCCGUCGUGUGCAGUACGAUCGGGGUGUGGGAAUGUUGGCGUAUAUAGAGGGUACAAAGGUAUAAGGUUAUGAGGCGCGCUGUGGGUCGUUAUUUUCAUUCUAUUUUAAUCUGUCCAUUUUAUAAAGAAAUUAGAAAGUUGUAUGUAAAAAAAAUAUUAUUAUGAAAAGCCUUCUGUCAUUAAACUCGUUCAAUUACUCUCAACAAAGAAUAUCAAAGAGUUGUGCAAUUUGGGCAAAUACCUAUAUAAAUGUUCAAAAUUACGAUAAAAAUAAUAUUUAAAUUGUUGCUUUUGUUUUGAGAAUAUACUCUUCAUUAUCCUGUUUAAUUUUGUCAUGUACAUUUUACACACUCAUAUGUGCACUAAUAUAUGCAGUCUAAUACAAGAUUGUGAUGUUUUUAAAAAAAUGUCUACAUAUGUUUGCAUGUUCACUUUACUUAUGUAUAUAUGUUAAACCUAUGAAUCGUAUGGUUCUUGGUA
Messenger RNA from Magallana angulata, 1513 nucleotides. RefSeq lists its product as uncharacterized. Lineage: Eukaryota; Metazoa; Mollusca; Bivalvia; Ostreida; Ostreidae. The record is from RefSeq and is a predicted model, not a curated record. The transcript is spliced from 3 exons. The coding region runs from base 193 to 630 and encodes 145 amino acids.